Messenger RNA from Rhineura floridana, 4642 nucleotides. RefSeq names its product chromosome 9 C4orf19 homolog (gene PGCKA1). The record is from RefSeq and is a predicted model, not a curated record. The transcript is spliced from 4 exons. NCBI's taxonomy places the organism in Eukaryota, Metazoa, Chordata, Lepidosauria, Squamata, Rhineuridae. Bases 449 to 1432 code for a protein of 327 amino acids.
CGGAGUCUAUGAAGUCUUAAAUGUAAACUUUAAAGGGUUUUAUUUUCAUCGGCGGGCACGUGACUCCCGGGUACCCAAUGACACUAACGACAGUGUCUCUCAUUAAGAGGUCAUGCAAAUACUUUCCUGCUAAAGGAGGCAUUUGUUGUAACAUAUUUAGCAUUCAAAUGCAGAAGCUGGGCUUAAGCUAUGGGCGAUCCUAAUCAGCAACCGGCUUGGCUGUCCGAACAGAACAAAAGCUGCAGGCCCACUCAUCCCAUCUUGUGACAUGCUAGUGUGCCCUGGGACACAGCUUGGAAUCCUUGCAUGACUAUAUGCCUUCCGCAGAGGGAUAUCUCCUAAUUAAAAUCACAUCACUGCCAUUCCAGAUGCUUCUGUUCAGCCCGAAGUUAAAAUCAUGGUCCUCCAACUCCCACUGAUUUAUUGAUGUUAACAAAGAAGAAUCCAGAUGGGGUGCAGGUGCUGUAAAAUGAUACAAAGCUACAUCUUUGAUCCCCAAGAAGUGCAGACAUCUGGGUACGUCAAUGAAAUAAACAACUACAAGCCAGAUGAGCAAGAUGGAGGCAAAUUCAAAUGCAAGCUCAACAAUGACAUUCAGGUUCAUAAAAAUGAACUCCAGAAGGCUGAAUUACAACCACCUGCAAUCAGGCACAAAUUAAACAACACUAAGGAUGCUGUUCAGAACCACAAAAGCACUGCUGUUCACGAGGAAGGACUUGGGAAUCUUGUUGAAAAGUGCAACGUCAGUGUUAAUGGCAUCCAUUCCCAUUCCGGUGUAAACCUCAAUCCCAACACAAACCAAAGUAGAGAGAUUGCCACUGACACCUACUCUGGUCAGCGAUCCAAUUCCUCAGCCAAAGGGGUGUCCCAGCCAAACACAUGCAAUAACCACAGGAUUCUGGAAACUGAAGACCACCCCAAGCUAUCUUCAGAGACAACAGGAAGUGUCCUAUAUGGGGAAUCUCAAAGUGCAGGAGAAAACACUUCUACCACUCAAAGUGCCAUUCUGGAGGCUCAAGGCAAUGGCACACAUCUGCCUGAACCAACAGAUCACCAAAAUGCCAGCCAUGCUGGAAAACAGAGAGCUGUUGGAAGAGAAAGUCUGUUAAACAAUCACACACAUGCAGACGAAAACACAGAAUGCACAACUACGAGCAACCAUUGGGACCUGCCAUUGUGUGAAUCUAAAAGCCACAAUUCAACAGACCAAGCCUGUAGGACAGGCCCUUCAAAUGUGUGUUUCAAGGACAAAGUAUCUGAUGAUACCCCAUAUUCAAGGACCAAGAGAGGUGCGGUGCAAGAAGAUAGAUAUGAUUGCCACAAUGAGAUUAAUGGAGAACUGGAGGAGGAGGAUGCAGAGGUAGCAGAGGCUCUGGCAGCACUGGAGGCUGCUACAGCAGGAGAAGAUUUUGAGGAAGAAGAGGACUACUAGACGAAAGCCAAGACAUGUGUCUCUCUUCUGGAGCUGUGUGAAAUGCUACCCAUUAGGGGCCUGCCACAGCAGGUGUACGCCUUUGCCCAGGAGGCCCAUAAAUAGUGGAGGGGGAUCUAUAAUUAGGCCAGGUGAGCUAAUAAUAGCAGCUACUGCUGUGCCCGACAUUGUGCUUGGGGUAAGCUGAUGUACCACCAUUAACAUCAGCCAGUCUAAUACUUAUGUACCUGCCCUCCUCAUAUGAGGCACCCAUUGCUGCCAGCCAAAGCAAUCUCUCUUCUGUUAGCCGACAUGACAGCUCCAACUGUAAUAAAUGUCUGUGCUACAAAGAAUGGUUACCCAAUAUAAUUUACACUCUAGUGAGAAUAAUGCCCUCUAGGUCAAGUUUGCUUCCAGCUGGGAAAAAGGAGGACAUCUUUGGUUAAUGAAAGCACUAAGCCGCCCUUUAGGCCAGUCAGAAAGAUACAAUUUUGUUCAUUCAAAGAAGUCAGCAUGUUAAACAUUUGCCUUGUACAUGACUUUUCUUUAUCUACUAAGGCUUGCAUGGUAGGGUGUUCCAUAUGUCUCAAAACAAACCUGUAAAAUGGCAGUUUUAAUUAGAGCUCACCCCAAAACUACUAUUCUUUGUGAGAUUUUCAGCAGUGCCAAAAAUGUCUUCCCUUUGUAAAGGUUUCCUGGCACUCCAGGCAAAAAUGUUUGCUUGCUCAUUUACAUUGACCUCAGUGACAUCACCGGAUAGCCACAUCCAAUUGAAUACAUACUGCUCAGUCACUCAUGAUGAAAUCUGGAAAGUUGGAAGCAGUCACAAGAGGGGUGGGGGGAAGCAAUGGUAAAUAAACGAAUAUUUACACAGUCUAAGUAUACUUUGUGGCAUUGUCUACCUAUGUGAAAUGGUGGACAUUUUGGUGAUUUCUACCUUAAAAUCUCUAGUUUCAUGUCUUUCCCCCUAUAAAAGUACUUUUAAAAAAAUAUUGAUUAAACAUUUAUCUUGCACCAGCACCUAACUUUGUACCAAAGCAUCAGACCAGGGAAAUUCUACACUGCAGAGAUUCCACUCAAUUACUUUCCUGAUUUCUCACGGUGCUUCCCAUUCCCCAGCAAGUGUCAUUCAGCCACUUACCUAAGUGCUUCAGGUUCCUUAGGGUUAAUUAUUAUGAGUGAUCAUUCUCAGCACUGACUUGCCAGAAACAAGCAUGCCAUGGCUUCCAGUGAGCACCUGAGAUUCAUCCUGUAGGAUGAAACAGCACGAGACCAAGGUAUUUUCAUGUUGCAGUCUUAAAUGUGACUAAAUGCAAAUUAACAAGAAACUCAGAUUAUGUAUGCUUGCAAGCAUGGGGCAGGUUUGCACAUGUAUUUUUAUUCCUAUGACUUCUCAUCACUCAGUAUGCUCAUUGUGGAAUGUCUGAAAGGACUCCAUUCAAAAGCCUAAUUUGGGAUGAUUGGAAAGCUUUGCCUGUGAUGUGCUUAUUCAUUCACAAAUGCAAAAAUGCUGAUAUCAGCAAACUGCAAAAUGAAGGUGCCUGUCAUGGGGGUUUGCUAGGUACUUCAAGGACUGGGGAUGCAGGUCUAAUGACACAAAUCCUCAUAAAUGUUGUAUAUGCUAAUUUAUAUGUAUAGAUGCCUCUGGGAAAUUGAAAUGGCACGUGGCUGGGACUUUACCUUAUAAGUAAAGAUGGGGGUUAUUUUUACAAAUUAAGUUUAAAAAGGGGUAGAAGGGGCAGAAGAUUUGGAGCCCACCAAAAAAGAUUAGGACUCAGCACGCCCCCUUCCCAGAAUGCCUGUACUGUCAACUGAACAAAUGUUCCCAGAAAAGCAUUGUUCUUCAAAAUGUGUACCUCUCAGGAUCUUUUACAAACAUAUUUAUCCUUUUCUCUGGACAAUCCUUGAAAGUUUUACCUUUUGUUGUUGUUGUGCAUCGUUGCAGUGCGAUUUCCCCUUGAAAUUGUUCCGUUUAGGGAUGGCUAAAAUUCAUUAUUUAAAGAAUUGCCAGAAGGAGCCAUGUGAGUCUGUUUAGCAGCUAACACAUUGAAGAGUCUUGGGGCACCUGCAACCCUCACCAAUUUCUUGUGGCUUAAGCUUUUGUGGACUAGAGUCCACUCGUAUCUGAUGCAUAGAGUGUUCUUAUCCUAAACUGACAAGUAUAUACAUGGUUUGGCAUAAAAGAAGAAUUGUAAAUAAUAAGGACAGAGGGAAAUGAAAUGCAAAAAGUACAGAUACUGACAAGUUCCCACUAAUGUCACUACUAACAAUUCCCCAACCCACAAAACCAUGUAUAUAUCCAUCAUCAUCAUCAAUAGUGGGAGUUUUAUUUCUACCCUUCACUUCGUCCAGUCAGUGGCAGCUUACAAUAACCAUCCAUAAAACAUGACACCUCAUAAUAUUGUAAGAUAACAUCUUAAAUCAGAGUUAGAACAUCCUGAUUUGCAUGGCCAAUGAUCAGGGAUGUAGUCUAGCAACAUCCAGAGACCCACUGAUUUUCUAUCCCCGACUUAUGCCAUAAUUUGUUAGUUUUAAAGUGCCACAAGACUUUCCGUUUCAAAACAACAAAACAUUUCUUUUAAAGAGACAUGUAUUUUUAAUAGGGAUUCAGGUUGCAGAGCUAGCCCCACUUACCUGACAGCAGAACCCAUUGAAUUCAAUAGGACUUAAUUCUAAGUAGACAUGGAAAGGACUGCGUAAGAAAUUAUUACUUUCAAUAAAAACUCAAGCACUUUUUCUUUAAGUUAGUGAUCUAAAUUAACCUGAAGCCUUUUAGACAGAGAAGGCUGACAAUAAAUACAAAUGGAUUAAUGUUUGCUUUUGAUAUUUUGAAACCUGCAAGAGAUGGAGAAGCAUGAAGUCCUUACAGAAGGAGCCCUCCCAACAGUACAAGGAGGAUCCAUGUGAACAUUCAUCAUGCUGAACUGAGCACUGCAUGGCUCAGAAAAGGUUGGUACUUGGGUAAAUCCAAAUCCAGUUUAACACUAGGCAGUUAGGUAAGUUAUGAAUGAAAAGCACUCUGAGAGUUUCCCUGUGACAGCUUCAGGGUAGAGUCAUAACAAUUUUGUCCCAAAUUUAAUGUACUGAUGACAUUUGGGAAAUACUUGGCAUGGCCUACUGGAAAAUAUGUCUUCUCUAACUACUGGCCAGGUUUCUCCUGGGAUUUCAAACUACUGUGUUUAACCUUAUUUUGUUAGCUCUGCUAUAUCUGUCAAGAAAAUCAAUUGUAAC